This is a messenger RNA of Anguilla anguilla (European eel), 6342 nucleotides long. RefSeq names its product transmembrane protein 200C, genome duplicate a (gene tmem200ca). Bases 2127 to 3761 code for a protein of 544 amino acids. The transcript has 2 exons. The record is from RefSeq and is a predicted model, not a curated record. Lineage: Eukaryota; Metazoa; Chordata; Actinopteri; Anguilliformes; Anguillidae.
GAACUGCAGCAAAGCUCACAUCAAAGGCAGUGGUUUGCCGAAAUGAGAGCAUCCAAGCACACAGGACAUUCUUCAUCAGCUGGGGCUGGUUCAAUAACCAGAAUCAUCUUAAAUUUAAACUGAUUCAUUUUGAGACCGUUAAUCUGUAGAAAUGUUUGCUGUGUAGGACCUGGGUCUUAAUAGUAUUUGGCUUUAGACGCGAGAUCCUUUCAUUAUUGUUGAGAAAGAAGCAGAGAACACAUUCUUAGUGUGCUGUAAUUGACAUGGCUAUAUUUUUCUCAUUUGCACAAUAGUGAGAAGUGGGGCUUCAAGAAUCUUCCCGCUCUUAGCCUAACUAAUAAUUUGUAAUUAAUUUCAAGCCUUUUGCCGAUACGGCGGCAUUUUAGGAGUGAAAAGACUACCUCACUUGCUUUGCAAUCACUGUGUAUCUGUUAAAACCUUGUCGUGGUGUGUUAUGUUCGAUUGGAAAACGCAGUUUUUAUCGCGUUUUAAUGUGUUCUUAACUGUUUUGUUUCUGUGUGUUAUACAAAUAUGCAUUGCGCAAUUGAAGAAUUUCCAAAUAUCCGCCUCAUCGAACACUUUAGGCUGCUGGAACCGCUUCAACAGUCUGUCUCUUAAUGAGUACAAUGCGCUGUUUCUGGUAACUGUUUGGCUAUAAUGCAGUGCAUGUUUAAACGAAAAAGGACAUUAUUUCUAUUCUUUACUUCGGAAGACGGGUAAGAAAAAUGAAAAUCGAUUGAAAACACUUCGUGUCGCAUAUGUUUUCUUCAAGUAGCCUAAGAAAUGCAUGAGACAAAGCAAAUUCGACUCAAUUCUGGAUUUCUUGUAAAAUUAUACUAAGAAAAAACGUUCAUAAACGUAAUGGGAGCCCCACCCCCGGUGGAAUAGUCUCAAAUCCCGCACACAUAAGCGCGUUUAUUUCCAGCUUCAGUUUUUGGAUCCUGGGGGCAAUAAUUGCAGUGUGGAUUUCGUUUAAGAGGAUGUGUGGUCUUGGAUCAGAUUUGGGUAAGGUACAAUGCAACCAAUUUAAUUACCUGCGAUUAUUUAGCCGUCAGCAACUGUUAACCAGCGGGGCGCCAUGGACAAGUAGAACAAUAACUUAUUGUUGCCUAUAUCGUGAUGUAAUAGUGCGGACCAAAUGUGGUAGGCUACUCGUUAUUUUUCCCAUAUAACCUACUGUGCUAAGCACUCAAAUGACCAGCAGCAGUCCUAAUGUGGUUAUAUUUCAAUAUCUGUAUCAUAGCGCAAUUUGAACACAGUUUUUGGAUUGUGGGGGUUGGAGGUGACGCGGGAUGAUACCUUGUGCAGGUUCAUAUUAGAGUUCAUAUCAGUGCAUCAACAUACAUAAUGUUGAAAAUUGUGUGGAGACAUCAAUAACCGCGCGAAGACUACCCGAACUCGAAUAGUGUCUUUCGCCUUAGGUGCUGUUCAUCUAGACUUGGGCAGGAUUCGUUACUGCGAGGAUAGGUAAGAAGCAAUUAUUCACAUCCUGCAGCAGUUUCAUUUCAACACAGCUGUGGUGCCAUAGCAACAACAGCCAAGGAUCAUAACAUCGGUAACUUCAGCGAAAUCCCCAUCACUCCUGCCUGGCAGCACACAACUCGCCAUCUCAAACUCUAUGCGCAGCUUGAAGACAAACUCCGGGGAGCCAGCGCGAACGCGCCAACUAAAAGGAAAUGUAUUCGUAAGAAACGCAGGUAAUACUGGAACACUCAAUGGAAACUACAAUAUGGUGUUUAUGCUCUUGACUGGAGAAGUAUUUUUUUCAAGUGGACUUUCAUGGAGUACCAUGCAGUGCAAUUUUCGUCACGCGACAUACCCGUCGCUGAAGAGAAACUUUAAAUAUCUUUAAAUAAAACGCAGAAUGGCUCAUGCUUUCUUACAUGGUGGACAUUUUCAUGUAUUACUUGGUAAGUUAAACUGGUCAGUUUAUUAUCUAAAUACGUAUUUAAAGUAGAGAAAUACUACGGAAACGAACCCUUCCGUAGCCUACAUCGUUUUCCACGACGGGCAAAACUGCAAAUUACCUCAGAUGGGCUAAAGUAUCACCAUACUUUAUUUCACAUGGAUUUCCCCCUGUAGUCUAACAAACGGAUGAGUGACUGCCCUGCUGUCCAAUCCUGAUCAUGAUAGCCACUGGUGGCCUGCUGCGGAUUUCUGCUAGGCGACAAGACUCGCUCAGGGCAAAGAAUCGAGCGGAGAACAAGCGAAAGAGGAAAGCGAAGAAGAAGAGGAAGAAUGAUGUGGUUGUGGUCAAAGGCAAACUCAAGCUGUGCUCCAUUUCAGGGCUAGUCGCGGCAGUAGGGAUCCUUGUGCUCCUGGUGGGAAUAGCCAUGGCCGUGCUGGGAUACUGGCCAAAGGACAGCCCCAUUUACCCAGCUCGUCAGGUGGCCAAGCCUAAAGCUGCAAGGACCUAUGGCAAAAUACUGCCUGUAUUUGCUAACUGGACAAGCAAUAACCAGAAUGUGCAACCUAUGGAUGAAAGCGUAAUUAACUUUAAUCAUACCAAUGGCACCUUGACUACUGAUGCUCCCCCAACCCUUGGUUUCUUUGCAGAGUUCCUUGACCAGCACAUGUAUUCAGAUAAGCUGAAGGUGUUUGGCCCUCUGAUUAUGGGUAUUGGAAUUUUUCUUUUCAUUUGUGCCAAUGCAGUGUUGCACGAAAACAGAGAUAAAAAGACCAAAAUCAUCAACCUUAGGGACAUCUAUUCGACGGUUAUCGACAUCCACAGCUUGCGGACUAAGGACAGUAGCCCACUAAAUGGCUUUGUGAACUACGUGCAGUCGAGGGGCUUAGAGGGCAAGCUGAGUCCCGCCUACAGUGCUGCUGUGCUUGCCAAGAGCUCCUGGCCCUCCACGCUUCCGGGAAAAUUGCAAGAGCAGGGGGCCGACGACCAAACGAAGCAGCAGUCCUUUUUGAAGCGACACAGCUUAUCACCAGAAAGGCAGACUUUCACUGACACAGUCUACAGCAUAUACAGGGAGCAGAACAGGAUGACCGAGCAGGUAUCAGAACCCAAACAGUGGGAGACCAGGUCCUUAGUCACCUCUUCCGUUAACGCUUUCACUCUUCCGGUAAUAAAGCUUAAUAACUGUGCAGUGGAGGAAAGAAGGCGAUCUGGGAGAACGGACGCGGAGAGCCUACUCGACUGUAAAGCCAAGGCUGUCGUCUGCAAGGCCCAGGAAGCUCGGCCGAGCUCCAGCGAUCCGGAAACCAAAGCGGAGGCCGCAGGAGCUGCAGGGCUGUCGCACCAGGAUUCGCUGGAUGUUUACAAGAGCAUGGGCAGCCUGCCGGGGUUGCCCCGUGCGUCACCGCAGGGGUCGCAGGUCCAGCUGCUGCCUGCCUCACCCGGUCGGAGGCUGACGGGGUCGCACUUGUCCCUCAGCGCCCUCUCCGACUACUCGAGGUCCAUUGACCUGGGCGUCUGUCCGUCGACAGCCAACGAGAGGCAGCAGGAGAGGCCCCGUCGCCUCAGCUGCCCUCGCCUGGACUGCUCGAACAACAAGGGCUACAUAAAACUGGGGGACCUGGGAGGGGAGUCUUUUGACUCCUCCGAGCUGUUGGCCUCCAGUCGAAAGGUCUCAGCGGAAGCGCUGGCCGAGAGACAGAGUAAGGUAACCACUCCUCACCGGGAGGAUGGAAACUCUGACGAAAUACAGCAAGUGAUAAAAAGGCAAUACUCCAACAAGGAAAAGCUUCUGAUGAUAUCCAGAUCAGACACAACUUUGGACGAUGAGGAAGUAGAAAGCACUGACAUUUGAAGGAACUUUAAAAAGUGUUCAUUUGCACAAGGGUGACAUGCUACAGAUUUGUAAAAGACACUUUAUAAAUCAUUCAAAAAACAGAUCACUUAAAAUUAUAUAGACACAUAGUGUUUAAAUCUCUGAUGAAACUCAUCUCUGAUGAAGCUCCUUUUUGCCAUGAUCAUGCAAUCAAAGGUUGAAAGACAUAAACAUACUAUUUAAAAAAUUAAUGUAUUUUGUCUCAAUUCAAGUUUGUAAAGCAUUUAUAUAUUGAUUUGCAACAUCUAAUGUAGGAUGACCAUCACUAGUUAUUCAUGGUAUUCAAGCAGUUAUAGACGUCAUAACCCAAAGAAUCUCAGAAUGUUGCAGUUAAUGUUUACUGAAGGAGUCAAAGCAAAAACAUGGAGACAAAACACAAAAAUGAUGGUGCACUGUUAAAUUGUGAUAGUGUUUCUCACUAGAUUAAAUAGUGUGUAUUUACAGUAAAUGUGGCUGUUAAACCUAGUUUAAUACCAGUAGUUUAAUAAUUAAGUCAAUCCAAAUAGGAGCUACAGUCUAAACCUGUUAUUUCUUAUGCGUUUUGAAGUAGUUUUCUAUGGCUGGAUGGAUUUGUUUUGUUAGUUUGAAAUCAAACUUAGCAAUACUACAAAGUGUCACUUUCUAACUGCUAAUGAAAACAAAAGAGAGUUUGUAUUUUUCCUCUCACUGCAAGUAUAGCAUUUAUUUCAAUCCUUGAAUUACACAGGUAUGUUGCUGCUUAAUUUGAAUGCUUGGCUUGCUUGUCUAGAAAAUUAUAUAUUUACAGUAUAACCUGCAAGAUUGGCAUGAGUUAAAUUAAACAUUUGACAUACAAGCACGAAUCACUCCUGAGCUUAAUGGAAUGGCUCAGGGUCUUGGUUUAUUCUACCCCUUAGUUUUAAUGAAUAAAUCUAUAGUACUAUACUGAAAUACAUUUAUAAAUGCCAUGGUGGUGUUCUGUGCCAAUUCAGUUCAAAUAUAUUGACAUACUUUGGACCUUGAAGUGCCUACGAUGUGACAAAUGAACUCAAUAGUUGAUGAUACCCAGUAAUACUCAUUCGUUACUAAGCACAAGCACCUUUGAUAUGGGUCACACUUUUUUAUGUUCUUCAAUAUAACAUAAAAUUUGUUAUAGCCAGAAGUUAGCUGUGAUGCAUAAGCAGUGGAAUAUUGGCAUGCUCUAUUUAUUUUACUUUUUAACUUUUGUGAACAUUUUCAGAAAUAAGUCAAUCAAUGAGUGUAAAAAUUAUUUUGCACCCCAAAGACGUUGUAAGCUGCAAAUGAAUGAGCAACUCUGUAAGUUUUGUGUUCAUGAAAUUUACUGUUUCUGAACACAUUGUUCAAAGGGAAAACCAAUGGAAUGUGUGCAGUCAGUUGCACCAAGAACAUGAGAUAAACGAGAAACAUGCACUGUAAAACAUGAAUCCUUUCAAUAUGUUUUUCCUGGAGGGGAAUUAAAUUGACUGCAAACAUUUUUGUUAUUUUUUUUUGUACAUUGAAGAGUGUGUUGAUUGUGGCCCGAGAAAUGGAACAUAUUGAAGUCAUGUUCGCAUCUUGACCGCUGCUGGCAAGGAAUGAGACCUCUGGGUCUCGAGCUCAAGACCUUCGUUUCCUUAAGUAAAGUUUUUGUGUGUAGUAACUGAAUGGUAAAUUUGCCUGUAUCACUAAAAGAAUCGUCUCCUACUGAGCUGGGAAGUGAGUAGUUCUUGUGUGUGGAAAAAAUCCUUACCCAUCACUUCCUGGACAUUUAUCUGCUUGUGGUUAGAGAACAUUUCUUUUCCUUACAUUGGCUAUAAAUGUCACCAUAACCCUAGUAAAUUAACGGAAGGUUUCUUAAUGAUAUAUUUAUUGAGACUGUGUUAGGUGUAUAUAAUCUGCCCAGCAGAUACUCCAUGCAGGUGGGUAGAAUCAAAUUGUUUAGAAAAUGUAGUAACUCAUAACUGAGUAGCGUCCUUCAGCCUGCUAGCACUGAUGACAUCAGAACACAGUGAAAAGAGGUAAUAAUAAUAUGGCCUUUACUUUGAGUCACCUUCUUUUGUGCAUUAAAUUGUAGUGCAUUUAAGGUUUUACCAUAAUGUGAGAUUAAAAUGACUAGAUUACACAUGUAAGCAUUUUAUGUUUCCCCAUGUGAAAUGUCAAUUUAUUGCCUGAAUUCACAACACAAAAUCAAGAUGGAAUCUUCUAACCUCGUGUCAGGUAUUUUGGUCUUACUGUAAGCCACUUGCUAAAAUGAAUUUAUUUGUUGUGCACAUAUAUUGAAAGGGGUAUUCAUAGAGUUGCUUUUUUAACCAUGUCACAGGCACUUUAUCAUUGUAAUUGUUCAAUGAAACUCAUUGUUAUACACUACAGUAUUGUUAAUUGUGAAAAACUGAUCUUUUUAGUCACUUUAACACUAAAACUGAUUCAUGAUAUGGCUGAACUGGCAAAACUAUAUAAAAUCCUGUAAGGCGAAUCCGGUUUGGUAAGGCUGUCCCAGCCUUCAAAGUAUGUUUUUAUGAAUAUGAUUUACGGAAUAUUUCCUUCUAUGUAUGGUCCCUUUUUUCGCUUUCUUAGAAAAUAAAUACAACAGUGGUUCAUUAAA